Molecule: messenger RNA, 1630 nt
Organism: Lobosporangium transversale
Lineage: Eukaryota; Fungi; Mortierellomycota; Mortierellomycetes; Mortierellales; Mortierellaceae
Exons: 3
Coding region: 269-1309 (346 amino acids)
Source: RefSeq, a predicted model, not a curated record
GAAUCCCUAUCGUUUGUAUCCUUUUGCUUUCUUUUCUCUUCCAUUCUUCCUUCUUCCUCGCUCUGUCUCUUGCUGCUUAUAACGAUUGCAAACUCAUUCUCAUUCAUUUCCAUUCGUUUCAUUCAACUCACUGCUUCUCUUCAGCCUACUACCUGUUUAUCUGUUUUGACAUUCCCACAUCAAAGCGUACACGCAUUUACGACUCCUAAUCCCUAAUUGAUUUUUUGUUCACUCGCCAUCAUAUCCGCUUCGUCGGCAGCAUCCUUAAAUGACAUUCGACCAAUCUUCAUCUUCCUCACAUCGCACUCAGCGCGCACGCAGCAUGGCCACAGAUACACGAAAGAGCCGCGACACUGUCCACAACCGCAAUUACUACAGUCAUGAAAUUAAUACUCUCCCCCCUCUUCCCACUCUCGAUACAUCAUCGCCCUUCCAUGGUCCACCACAUGAGGUUGACCUCUACAGUCGACCCAUAUCACCGCCCUUACCAGCAUCACCUAUAAGCUCCAUUGAUCCAAAAAGGGAGACCAAGGCAGUACAGCGUCAAAAGAAGGAACAAAUGGUACUCAAACUCCAGCAACAGCAACAAACCUUGGAGAAGCUAAGGUUGGAGAGGCAAGAAAAGAUUGAACGACAGCAAGCGAAAGUGGAACGCAAGCACAAAAGAAACGAGUACAGGCAAAUGUAUCAUGAUCAAUACAAUUAUCAACAGCAGAUGGAGGAACGUAGAGCCGAGAAACGCCAGCAACUCUCUUUACCCAUAUAUACCACACCAACGUUCUCAUCCACAUCCUCAGGAAAUAGUAGUAACACACUCUUACCUCCAACAAACGAGAUCUAUUAUCACUCCAGUCGAUACUACCAUCGCAAUCGUCCUUCACAUCAAAGCAGAGAGCACUGCCAACACCAUCAUCAUGACAGUCUCUCCUCUUCAAACUCGGGCAGCUCUUUCCGCAAAGUGGAUCUGCCAGACGAAAAGAUGCGUUCUCUCAGCUUGAAGAGUCAUUCUACAAAGUCCAUGUAUGAUCUCCGGCAUUGGACAGGCGCACCUCAGUCACCUACAUAUGACUACCAUUCAGGAUAUGAUAGUGAUGACACAGCCAUGUCCCAUGGGUGGGAUUCGCUCAUGGACACAUUACACUCUCCUGUUAUACCCUCCGCCAUGAGUUCGCCCCCCAUCAUUUCACCUGGGUCAGAAAGUUGUUUUAAGGACGAAACAGACAUGGAUCAACUGGACUCUUGUCUGAAUAGUCUCUCGCUCUCGCAUGAAGACUGCAAGAAUGGCAAUGGCAGAUAUCUACUAGAUUAAUUGACAUGAUGCCUAUUCAUUGCCCACGUUUCUCCUGUUAUAUAACAUCUUUAGUGCUGGGAGCUAAUGGUAGGACAGGGAUUGAGAUUGUGAAGCAAGGUCUAGACCGCAAUUACAGGGUGACCGCCUUUGUCAGGGACGACAAGGUGCUCCUCGAAGAUAGCAGCCUUCGCAAGAAUCAGAAUCUUCUUAUCGUCCGAGGUUCUCCAACGUGUCAAGCAGAUGUUGACCGUUGUGUCGAAGGCCAAGAUGCUGUCAUUAAUGUGAUUGGAGCACGGCUCAUGUCAAACGACACGACCAUCAGCUCUCAUUCACAAGUUG